Linum tenue is the source of this 1098-nucleotide messenger RNA. Lineage: Eukaryota; Viridiplantae; Streptophyta; Magnoliopsida; Malpighiales; Linaceae. The record is from the annotation of a GenBank genome assembly.
AUGGCUACACAGUCGACGACGAAAGCGAUUGGGAGAGUUGACUACGAAGGCGGCGAUCAUCAUCAUCAGGAGGCGGCGGCGGCGUCCUCCUCCUCCUCCGCCAGCUGCUCUCUGUCCGCAAUUCACGAGGACAUUCUCCGGACGCACAUCCUGACGCGGCUCGACGGCGUCGCUCUCCUCUCCGCCGCCUGCGCCUCCACGGAGCUCAGCUCGCUCGCCUCGCAGGACAAUUUAUGGAAGGACGUCUGCCGGUCAACGUGGCCUUCCACCGAUGUCCCCCGCCUCCAGGAAGUGAUCUCCGCCUUCCCCGACGGCCACCGCUCCUUCUUCUCCGCCUCCUUACCUCUCCUGGCCGACAUGGAGCCUUACUCCGAGCCGGCCUCCGCUGCCUCCGAGAUUUUCGCGGAGGAGCUGAUCUCCGCCGUGGAUAUCUACCACCGCGGGGAGCUGAUUUUCAGCAGGGCGGUGGAGACGGAGACCGGAACCGGGUGGUUCCGCUGCUCCCCGUUUCGGGUCGACCUGCUGGACCCGAAGGACACGUGUCCGACCCGGAUCCCCCGCCCCGAGACCGAGUCCGGGUGCAGGGAGCUGGGCGAGGAGCUGACCCUGAGCUGGGUGCUGGUCGACCCGGCGGGCCGGCGGGCGGUGAACCUGUCCAGCCAUCGGCCGGUAUCGGUGCAGAAGCACUGGCUGAGCGGCGACGUGCACGCGCGGUUCGCGGUGGUGCUGGCCGGGGAGAAGGGGGCGGCGUCGGAGUCGGUCCAGUGCGGGAUCGUGGUCACGUGCGGGGGCGGGGUGGAGGAAGGGGCGAUGCACGUGAGGGAAGUCAGCCUGCAGAUGGAGAACCUGGACGGGAUGUACAUGAGCGGGAAGGAGAGCUUGGGGGUUUUGGGGAGGGCGUUUGGUGGGGCCAGAAAGGGGAUGAAACGGGAAAGAGGAAGGGAAGAAGGAGGGAGGAGGUACGAGGAGUUUUUGGCGAUGAAACGGCGGCGGAGGGAGAGGAAGUUGAGAGCGGAAGGCGCCAUGGAUACACUGUGCAUGGCUUCUGCUGUGUUCGUCUUCGCUUCUCUCGCCUUCCUUUUCCUGUGGGGACGAUGA